Sturnus vulgaris (Common starling) is the source of this 1881-nucleotide messenger RNA. The record is from RefSeq and is a predicted model, not a curated record. NCBI's taxonomy places the organism in Eukaryota, Metazoa, Chordata, Aves, Passeriformes, Sturnidae.
CUCGGCAGAAUGGCCACGGAGGAGCGGCACCUCUCCUCCAGCUGCGGGUCCUUCAUCAAGACCGAGCCCUCCAGCCCAUCCUCUGGCAUCGACGCCAUCAGCCACCACAGCCCAAGCGGCUCCUCCGACGCUAGCGGGGGCUACGGCAUCGCCAUGGGCGGCCACCCCAAUGGCCUAGACUCGCCACCCAUGUUCAAUGGCACGGGGAUUGGCGGCGGGUCCUGCCGCAAGCGUUACGACGACUGCGCCAGCGCCAUCAUGGAGGACUCACCCACCAAGUGCGAGUACAUGCUCAAUGCAAUCCCCAAGCGGCUGUGCCUGGUGUGCGGGGACAUUGCUUCUGGGUACCACUACGGCGUGGCUUCCUGUGAGGCAUGUAAAGCCUUCUUCAAGAGGACUAUUCAAGGGAACAUUGAAUACAGCUGCCCGGCCACCAAUGAGUGUGAGAUCACGAAACGCAGGCGCAAGUCCUGUCAGGCCUGUCGCUUCAUGAAAUGCCUCAAAGUGGGGAUGCUAAAAGAAGGUGUUCGUCUGGAUCGAGUCCGUGGAGGCCGUCAGAAAUACAAAAGGAGACUGGAUUCUGAGAGCAGCACUUACCUGAGCUUACAGAUCCCUCCCCCAGCUAAAAAGCCAUAUACAACAGCUUCUCCUUUGAAAUGUGCAGUGACUAAGAUCGUCUCCCACUUGCUGGUGGCUGAGCCAGAGAAGAUUUAUGCCAUGCCUGAUCCAACCAUGCCGGAGAGUGACAUCAAAGCCCUGACAACCCUCUGUGACCUGGCAGACAGGGAACUGGUGGUGAUCAUUGGCUGGGCAAAGCACAUCCCAGGGUUCUCCAACCUCUCCCUCGGAGACCAGAUGAGCCUUCUGCAGAGUGCCUGGAUGGAAAUUCUCAUCCUGGGCAUUGUGUACCGCUCCCUGCCAUAUGAGGACAAGCUGGUCUAUGCUGAGGACUACAUAAUGGAUGAAGAGCAUUCUCGUCUGACAGGGCUGCUGGAGCUCUACCUGGCCAUCCUACAGCUGGUGCGCCGCUAUAAGAAGCUCAAGGUGGAAAAGGAGGAAUUUGUCACACUCAAAGCUCUGGCCCUCGCCAACUCAGACUCCAUGCACAUAGAGGACAUGGAUGCAGUGCAGAAACUCCAGGACCUUCUCCACGAAGCCCUGCAGGACUACGAGCUGAGUCAGCGCAAUGAGGAGCCCCGGCGAGCAGGCAAGCUGCUCCUGACCUUGCCCCUCCUGCGGCAGACGGCUGCUAAAGCUGUGCAGCACUUCUACAGCAUCAAACUGCAGGGCAAGGUUCCCAUGCAUAAACUCUUCCUAGAAAUGCUAGAGGCAAAGGUCUGACAGCCCCAGCACCAGCCGACUGUGGCCGGGGAACAAACUAGAAACAAAGAUGCAGACAACGGAGCAAUCCAAACAGCAGCAGCAGCCACCGCCGGCUUUUAUCUCCAAUCAUUUAUUAUGGAAGAAUUAUUUAAUGUCUAUCUGUCGGCGUGACUGCAGAAUCUUGUGUACAGGAGGGGGGAAACUUUUAAUCAGUCACCUGUUUCUCUUUUUUUCAUUGUUUUCUCUGUGGGAAAUACCAGAUUAUGCUCUUGCACUUGUUGAGGCAUCAUCGGGGCUCAGCCCCUCUGAUCAGUGAUGCUCUCAGCGCUGUCCAGGCUGCCUGCUUCCCAGCUCCCUCUGCCAGAUCUGGUGGGGGAGUGGGGCAGAAGCAGGAAGAGAGGAAGAAUACAGUCAAUAUAAAUUUUAUCUGCUAGUGUUACGAGGAGUCAGUUAGAAAGGGAAGCAGCCACGGUCCUUUUUUUUUUUGCCACCUUUCUGACUCUUACCAUAGAGUAGAUGCUCCUUUGGAGAGCAAUGCUGCUGGACCUCUCCUGAACA